AUGAUCAUCCCUGGCCGCACUCUCCUUACCAAGUCUAUUAUCCGGAAUGUUCGAUCUCCGGCUCUGCAGGUCCAACCCUGCGGCAUCGAUCUGACCCUGAAACGAGUCCUGGCAUGGACUUCGCCAGGCACAAUUGACUUGGACAACCACCUUCGUCAGACUGCGUCCACCAAGGAGAUCCCCUUCUCCUCGCCAGGCGAUACCGGUGGUACCGCCGAUCCACAAAAGCAGAGCUUCCUCGACCUCCCGCAAGGCUCUUACCUUGUCGAAUUCAACGAGACUGUCGCGGUGCCCCUUGAUCUCAUGGGCCAGAUCUUCGUGCGCAGCUCGCUCUUCCGGUCCGGGGUGCUGGUGAGUGCCGGCGUGAUGGAUAGUGGGUAUGUUGGUGCUGUUGGCGCGCUGAUGCAGGUUCUUAACCCGGCGGGGCUGAGGGUUUAUCCCUCUGCGCGGCUGGCGCAGUUUGUGUUUCAGCAGAUGGCCGAACCCGUGGAGGGGGGAGGACGAGAAUGUGAUGUGAUGGGGUUUUGUGCACUCUGCUCUAUCUGCAAGCUUGCCGGCCCCCGAGCAAAAGGGGGCAUGGUUCUCUAUGGUCAUUAUUUCUGGCAUGCUCGUCGCCCGUCUUGCCGCGGCGGCAGAUUACUCCAGUGCAAACUUGCUCUGCUCCCCGUCCCAACCAUGUCUGGUUUCAACAGCAGCAGCGAGAUCACCUAUCAUGACAUCCUGGCUGCUGGUCUGGCCAAGAGCGACAUCCACUAA
Aspergillus clavatus NRRL 1 is the source of this 756-nucleotide messenger RNA. RefSeq names its product putative dUTP diphosphatase Dut. Bases 1 to 756 code for a protein of 251 amino acids. The transcript has 2 exons. Lineage: Eukaryota; Fungi; Ascomycota; Eurotiomycetes; Eurotiales; Aspergillaceae. The record is from RefSeq and is a predicted model, not a curated record.